GCGAGCUGGGGGCAUGUCCGCGGCGGGCGCCGUCUAGAGGAAGGCCGAGCAGCCGCCACCACGCUCUCAGUCGCGGCGAGACGCAAGCGAGCCAGGCCUAGGGCCGCGGCGGCGAUGCAGCGACGGCGGCGCCCUCCGCCGCCGGCUUCUCAGCUGCCCGAGGGCUGCGGGGGAGGUGGCGGCGGCCGCAGCGGGAGCGAGGAGGUGGAAGUGCAGUUCUCCGCCGGGCGUUUGGCCUCGGCCGCGGCGGUUUCGGCGGCGGCGGCGGCCGCGCGCAGCACGGAGGAGGAGGAGGAGCGGCUGGAGCGCGAGCACUUCUGGAAGAUCAUUAAUGCCUUCCGCUACUACGGCACCAGUAUGCAUGAGCGAGUGAACCGAACAGAAAGACAAUUUCGAUCACUUCCAGAUAAUCAACAGAAACUACUUCCUCAGUUUCUUCUUCACUUGGACAAGAUUCGGAAAUGCAUUGAUCAUAAUCAAGAAAUACUACUGACCAUUGUGAAUGAUUGCAUACAUAUGUUUGAAAAUAAAGAAUAUGGAGAAGAUGGGAAUGGAAAGAUUAUGCCAGCAUCUACAUUUGACAUGGAUAAACUAAAAUCUACACUGAAACAGUUUGUGAGAGACUGGAGUGAAACCGGGAAAGCAGAGAGGGACGCCUGCUACCAACCAAUCAUUAAAGAAAUUUUAAAAAAUUUUCCAAAAGAAAGAUGGGAUCCUUCUAAAGUAAAUAUUCUGGUACCUGGUGCUGGACUAGGAAGACUGGCCUGGGAAGUAGCUAUGCUAGGUUAUGCUUGUCAAGGAAAUGAAUGGAGUUUUUUUAUGCUCUUUUCUUCCAACUUUGUACUCAACAGAUGUUCCGAAGUUAAUAAGUAUAAGCUUUAUCCCUGGAUCCAUCAGUUUAGCAAUAACCGGAGGUCAGCUGAUCAGAUUCGACCCAUCUUUUUCCCUGAUGUUGAUCCCCACAGUCUUCCUCCUGGUUCUAAUUUUUCUAUGACAGCAGGAGAUUUUCAGGAGAUCUACUCAGAAUGCAAUACCUGGGACUGCAUUGCUACCUGUUUCUUCAUAGACACAGCUCACAAUGUCAUUGAUUAUAUUGACACAAUAUGGAAAAUACUCAAGCCAGGAGGAAUUUGGAUAAAUCUAGACACCUGGGAAGGAAGAAACCAAGUGCAGGAACACAGACCUGGUCAGUAUCCCAGCUUCAACAAUUACUGUGUGGUCUUCACUUUUUCCUUCACCCCACAAACACUGAGAAUCUGCAUUGUGUCAGGAAUAAGGCUUGAUCAAAGGUCAGAAGUUAUUGUUUUUCCCACCAGAGCUUACAUAGCAGAGGAAAGGUGUCAAACAAGUAAUUACAAAACAACAAUGAAAACAAGUAAUUAACUAAUUGUAAGAACUGAGGUCACGGUCAUAAGGGACACGUACAGGGUACUCUGAGCAGUAGGGAGAUGCUGACUUAAGAGAAGACUUUCCUAAAGAAAUGAUUAUUUGAGCUGAGACCUAAAAGAAGAAAAGAACUUAUCAAAUACACAUGCAGAUAUGAUCAAGAAUCUGUAUUACAUAUUUCAAGUGUUCCUGCUAUAAUCACCAUUUACUUGUACCUUAAUUAGUACAAAGAGGAAAACUGGUAUUUUUCCAGUCUGCAAGGAAAUUUACACAAUUUUUUUUUUUAAGAUUUUAUUUAUUUGACAGAUCACAAGCAGGCAGAGAGGCAGGCAGAGAGAGAGGAGCAAACAAGCUCCCUGCUAAGCAGAGAUCCUGAUGUGGGGCUCAAUCCCAGGACCCUGGGAUCAUGACCUGCGCUGAAGGCAGAGGCUUUAACCCACUGAGCCACCCAGGCGCCCCCACAAUUUUCUUUAUACUGGUUGAGUUCUUACAGAAUAAGUCAGGUAUGUCAUAGUCAAUGGUCUGAACAUUACAAGGUUGAUGAAUUUCCUUUUGUAUAUUAUAUAUAUUAAUACACAGCAUAUAAUAUACUUAUAUAUAAUGAAUAAAUACAAUUUCCUACAACAGACAAGGAAGCAGUCAUAUCUCAAAGUUAAAAGUUAUACAACAAUGUAACCUUGAAGUCAAAGUAAAAGGCAUUUCCUGCCAAGCCUGGCAGUAUGCCUGAACUGAGGAUGUGAUGUGUUGUUGACCGUCUGGGGACCGGGGAAACCAAGGCAGCUAGAGUCUGCAGGACAGAGAACCUGAGAGGAGGGAAUUCGACACAGAGAGCACUCUGGAGAUCAGAGCAGAGCCCCCUCCCAACUCCGAACACGGAUUUACGGAGUACUGAUGAAGGCAUGUGUGUGAAGUGAUCUCCCAAGGCCAGACCAAGAAGGACCAACAAAGUAAACCUGGAAUACCUGGUCUCCAAUAAAAAACUGCCAUGUAUGCAGACACAGAACAAAACAUCCUUAGAGAUUAAUCAAUGGGAACCAACCCAGAACCAAUAAAGAUGUUAGAAUUAGGAGAGAAGGACAUUAAAACAUGAGUAUAACUGUUCCGUAUGUUCAGAAAGCUACACAGAGAUGCACAGAAGACUUACACUGAACUUCUGGAGAUAGUAAGCACAUUGUCUGGGAUAAAAAAUACAGCCUUUGAGAUUAACAGCAGAAAAGGUGUGAGAAAAGAAAAGGUUUGUGAACUUCAAAUCACAGCAAUAGAAACUAGCCAAAACACUAUGGGAAAAAAGGCCACACUGGCUUUUCUGCUGUCCCAAGCUCAAGCCAGAUGUGCUCUUACUUUAGCACAUCUGCACUCAUUAUCUCCACCUACAAUCAGUCACCAUAAAUGCUCAACUCACCCCUGAUUUUCCUCAGGUCCCUGCUCAAAAGUCUCCUUAUCCGAGAAAAACCCUUCUUGACCACCUAAGGUAACCUCACCCAUCCUUACUCUGUUCUUCUUCAGCACCUGACAGAUGUACUUGUUUCCUGUCUAUCUCCCUCAAUAUAAGCUUCACUUGGGGAGUCACGAAAUGGAUUUUUGUUUGUUUACUGUGUUAACUCUAGAAUUUUCCAUGGUCCAGUUAUACUUCUGAUAUGAGUACCUGGUUGGAUAAAUGACGGGAUAUGGCGGGGACACAAGAUUGGACGAGGAGAUGCCUGUGAAACAUCCAAGCGAAAACAACGAACAGUCAUUCAUUCAACAAACAGGUACCGAGCACCUGAUAUAUGUCAGGCACUGUUCUAGGUGCUCGAGUAUAUUACAAGUGAAGAAAGAAAAAAAAAAAAAAUGAAGAACCCUACCCUAAAGGAGCUUACUUCCUAGAGAAGGGCACAGUAAGAAUAAUAAGUAAGUUGAGUCCUGUAAUAGAUUGGAAGGUGAUAUGUGCUAUAGGCAAACAAACAAACAAAGUAACAAACAAAUAAAUCAGGCAACGUGAAUCUCAAGAGUCCUGGGAAGUGCUGAGUGAGUUGAAAAUUUAAAUAGGGUGGUCAGGGCUGGAUUCAUUGAGAAGUUGGAAAGGGUCUCGUGCUCUGGGGUGAGGUUUAUCUAUUAAAUUUGCAGUAAUAUGGGGCACCUGGGUGGCUCAGUGGGUUAAAGCCUCUGCCUUCGGCUGGGGUCAUGAUCCCAGGGUCCUGGGAUUGAGCCCCACAUCAGGCUCUCUGCUCAGCGGGGAGCCUGCUCCCCAUCCCCCCGCCUGCCUCUCUGCCUACUUGUGAUCUCUGUCAAAUAAAUAAAUAAAAUCUUUUUUUAAAAAAAUUGCAGUAAUACCUGCCAUGGAGUUCCGAGGAUUAAAUGAGAUAUGGAAAACGUCUGGCAAGUACAUAGUUGCUAAAAAAAAGUUUUUAAACCACUUCCCCACCCUAAAUGCUGUAGGGCUUUAAUCAGUCUGAAACAGGCAAAUUUCAAGAUAAGCAGAACGUUAGUGAGUGCGCAUCCCUUCUUUACCACGAAGACGUGAAAAGUUUCCUUCUUUGUUGCUUUGCUAUUAGUAAGGAUGAGUUCUGAGUCAUUAUCCAUAAGAAGUGCUGGGGAAAGAAAUCAGAGAGUUGCUUAGACAAAAUUAUCGGACAGGAAGAAAAUCCCGUUGGGUCCAUAUAAAAGUGCCCCUGGAUGGGGGGUGAGGGUGGGAGUGAGGGGCUGCAAGGUUUCUGCUUUACAUGAAGUGGCACAGUGUUAACUUGAAGUCAGCUGUGGAAAGUUAAAGAUGUGUAUUGCAGGGGCACCUGGGUGGCUCAGUGGUUAGGCCUCUGCCUUUGGCUCAGGUCAUGAUCUCGGAGUCCUGGGAUCAAGCCUCACAUCCGGCUCCCUGCUCGGCAGGGGAGCCUGCUUCCCUGCCCCUCUCUCUGCCUGCCUCUCAGCCUACUUGUGAUCCCUCUCUCUCUCUCUGUCAAGUAA
Molecule: messenger RNA, 4326 nt
Organism: Mustela lutreola (European mink)
Lineage: Eukaryota; Metazoa; Chordata; Mammalia; Carnivora; Mustelidae
Gene: CARNMT1
Product: carnosine N-methyltransferase 1
Exons: 7
Coding region: 115-1383 (422 amino acids)
Molecular function (GO): S-adenosylmethionine-dependent methyltransferase activity
Source: RefSeq, a predicted model, not a curated record